Messenger RNA from Nerophis lumbriciformis (worm pipefish), 786 nucleotides. The record is from RefSeq and is a predicted model, not a curated record. NCBI's taxonomy places the organism in Eukaryota, Metazoa, Chordata, Actinopteri, Syngnathiformes, Syngnathidae.
AUGACGGACUACGACGAGCGCGCGUCCAACAUGUAUCUGCCCAGCUGCACUUACUACGUCUCCACGCCCGAUUUCACGUCCGUCUCGUCCUUCCUACCGCAAAGCACCUCGUGCCAGGUGAAUUUCCCCUACUCCGCCAACAUCGGCCAACCUGUUCGGGAGGUCUCGUUCAGGGACUACGGACUUGAGCACCCCAGCAAAUGGCACUACCGGGGAAACUACGCGUCCUAUUACUCUUCGGAGGAGCUCAUGCAGCACCGGGAUUUGCUGCAGUCGUCCUUCAAGAGCGAGCCGCUGUACGGCGGCACACACGCAGGCGCCGGCUCGCCCUGCAACUUAUUUCCUGGCGUGGGACGCAACGGAGUCCUGCCGCAGGGCUUCGACCAGUUCUUCGACGGCUCCAACUCGGAGAAAGCCGCCGCCGAGACGGCGAGAAACAAGAAUGACGACGCCGAUACCAAGACGGACGAAGCCGGAAACGGCGACUCGGCAGCGGCGGCGACGACCGGCGCGGAUGACGACUCGUCGUCCAACUGCGGCGACAAGAGCACCUCGUCGACCAAAUCAAGGAAGAAAAGGUGUCCGUACUCCAAGUACCAGAUCCGCGAACUUGAACGCGAGUUCUUUUUCAACGUGUACAUCAACAAGGAGAAGCGCCUGCAACUGUCCAGGAUGCUCAACCUGUCCGACCGCCAGGUGAAGAUUUGGUUCCAGAAUAGAAGGAUGAAGGAGAAGAAGCUCAACCGCGACCGUCUACAGUACUUCACUGGCAACCCCCUCUUCUGA